Molecule: messenger RNA, 2066 nt
Organism: Babjeviella inositovora NRRL Y-12698
Lineage: Eukaryota; Fungi; Ascomycota; Pichiomycetes; Serinales
Gene: MFG1
Product: Mfg1p
Exons: 1
Coding region: 8-1768 (586 amino acids)
Source: RefSeq, a predicted model, not a curated record
UACAAAUAUGAACGGCAUGAAUAACGUCAAUAUGAACAACAUGGGGAUGGGCGUUAAUGGAAUAGCAGGCAUGGCAGGCAUGACUGGGAUGGCAGGCAUGACCGGGAUGGCGUCCAUGGGCGGUGUACCAGUUUCUAUGAGCCCUCAGGGAAUGCCCAUGAGUUUCCCCAACGGCAUGGUUCAGCAGCAGAUGACGCCGCAAAUGAUGAAUUUUUUGCAACAACAGCAGCAGGCUCAGCAGUUGCAACAGCAACACCAGCAAAACAUGCUUCGCCUGCAGCCCCAGAUGGCACAAGCUUCGCUCCAGAUGGGUAUGGCACUCACGCCGCAGCAACAGAGCCAGCAGAUGCUUCUCCAGCAAUCACGGUUACAGGCGCAACGGAUGAACAACGGUGCCGUUGCCUCCAUGGGGAACAUGCGUCCGGUGGCAAAGAAUGCAAAGAGUUUUGGGCAGAACGCAAGUGCGGGGGGUAAUGUGCAAAACGCCAAUGUCCAGAACACCAAUGUGCACGCCCAAAACGCGCAAAAUGCCCAGAAUGCGCAAAAUGCUCAGAACGCGCAAAAUGCUCAGAACGCACAAAACGCUCAGAACGCUCUCAUGAAGCAGCAGGCGCAAAAGGUUAGCCUCCAGCAGGCUCAGCAACAAGCUCAGCAACAGGCUCAGGCCCAGCAACAGGCCCAGCAACAGGCCCAGCAACAGGCCCAGCCAAAGGCGGCUACGCCGCCGGUGGCGCCUACCGCUGACAAGCCCAAGCCAGAGGCCCCUAUCCAGUCUACGCCCCAGCUCAACAUGUUCAAGAAGCAAAUGGCCAACAGCGCCAUCCUCAAGCUCUUGGACUUGUGCGAGCUCAUUUCUAUCAAGGGUCCGACCAACCGUGACAUCGGGUACUGGCAGAAAAUUGUGUCAGAAUAUUUUGUUGAGACCGGAAUCGUCAACUAUCUCGUUAAAAACGGUAACAGCGAUACGCGGCAGUUUGAAAUCAUUCAGCCAAUCUUGGCACGUAUGAUGCAUGCGUUGAUCAUGAGCGGGAUUGAGUGUAUCGACAUGCAGCCGAGCCUCAUCCGUGCGCAGUUCCUCGCCAACGGCGUGUCGUACUUGGAGAGCUCGAAGUGCUCCAUCACGCACUGGUUCAAUGACGGUUCGUACUUGUGUCUCCGGGGUACGCUCCGCAUCAUCUUCAACCAACAGUUGAAGAUCGACUGGUUCGACAUCCAGAUCGAUAACUUUGCGCCGGGCAUGAACUGGCCCGUGAUUGAGAAGAUCUUGGAGGAGUGCGGUCAUCGCGAGGGCACAGCUGCCCCCAGCGAAACUGUUAGAGAUGCCUUGGACGAGAUCAAGGGUUCUUUUAAGGUGUUUGAGAACAUGUCCAACUUUGGCUUCAAGGAAUCAGUCAUGCGGGUGAUGCAGGUCGGCGACGUCAUGACCCAUUUGCAAUCCUUGAUGGGCUUUUAUGCCAGCACUAACUCCACGUAUCGCAAACAGGCGCAGGCAAACGAGGCUCCGUAUCCGACGGCGUAUGGUCCUUUGACCGCGCUCGAGCAGUACGUGGGCUCGAUGCAGCUCCAGAGCAACCAAGCUGCUGCGUCCACCGGGGCGGCCUAUCUGGCGCAGUCACCGACGUCUGUGUCGAAUGCUUCCAACCUGACUUCCCUGAAGGCAGCAGAGCCCCCGAAGCCCAAGCGAAAACUUAGCGGCGUGAGAAAGACCGACACUAUUUCGCCCAAGAUAGAGGCGCGUACGAACAAGAAAGCAAAGAAUUCGGAGUAGGGGUCUAAAGGUUAUUCGUGAACCCUAGCAGAUGAACUGCAAACAAUGUACCGGUAAGUUUAAGUGGCCGUAAGGCCUAAUCGAAAAUAUUGUAAAGAUGUGAUUUUAGAGUUGUAGUAGGGCUUUGUUGAAAGGAGCGUGGUAUGCAUGAGAUCAUGAAUGACCUCGAGUGGUCUGUGGCUUGGAGAUGAGAUCUCAUGGUAGAUAUGACUUGCUGUUAAUAAAGAUUUGCUAAUAAAAGGUUUAUUGCUAAUUGACUUAUAUAUGAGGCUGAAAAAAUCCAAGAGUCUGAAAAAAA